This is a messenger RNA of Mesorhabditis belari, 624 nucleotides long. The record is from the annotation of a GenBank genome assembly. NCBI's taxonomy places the organism in Eukaryota, Metazoa, Nematoda, Chromadorea, Rhabditida, Rhabditidae.
AUGAAAGAAAAGUACAAAGUGGCGGUGAUCGGACCGGCAGGAGUGGGCAAAACAACGAUUGUUCAUCAAUUCGUUUACAAUAAUUAUGUGGAAGUAUACGAUCCGACAAUUGAGGAAACCUACAAGAAAUCGUUCUUUUGUGGAGGAGCACAUGUGGAUUUGGAGAUUGUUGAUACGGCUGGGAAAGAACACUUCCCGGGGAUGUUGGAUCGAUACAUUGAAUCAGCUGACGCUUUCCUUCUCGUCUACUCGAUUUCCGAUGCUCGAUCCUUUUCUCAAAUCUAUCAACUUUUCUCGAGGAUUGCCUCGAUUCGGGGACCGAUUGGGAUCGCUCGAAUGCUAGUGGGAGCGCAGUGUGAUUCGGCGAAACGAGAGAUUGAUCAUGAUGAUGGAGCUCAACUCUCGGCACAGGUGCAAUGCUCGUUCGCAGAGGUUUCCGCAAAACACAACAUCAAUAUUGUGGAAAUUUUUGACGAGCUAGUCGCUCAGAUGAGAUAUUUGAAGAAUCAGGACAGAAAUCGAUCAACGAAUACAUUGAAUGGAAAAGGUGCAAUCCUUCCAAUGGCCGGCCCUCAUCCCGAUCAGUGGUAUAUUCGGAAGAAAGAAUCGUGGUGUUGCUUUAUG